AUGCCUCCGAGCCAAGCCCCCGAACCAGAAAACCCCGCCCAACCACGACGUAGCCCUCGAUUCCUGGCAAAUGGACCAGAUGCCAUGCCGCCCAAAGCUCCAACCGAGUCCGGGAACCCAUCUCACACGAAGAGAAGUCGCCUUUCCGAAAAGAUCAGCGCGGCCGAGCCUCCAUCCAGCAUAAACAAGCCUCGCGCCAAGACCGACACACCAUCGACUAAGCUAAGCAGCCGACCUCCGAAGACGGCCAAUAAGUCGCAGACUCCAUCAGGCGUAUCUAAGCCCCCGAUCAAGAUUGAUACCCCUGCGACGAAGAGAAGAGGUCGCCCUUCCAAGACCGCCGAACUGGCCGAAUCUUCGUUGCGUAUACCCCGGCCCACGGUCCUAUACAAGAACCCCGAGGCUCAGCCAAGAGGUCGGCCUGCCAAGACCAUCGCCCUGUCCCAGUCUCUAUCAGAUAUACCCGAUGGUACUGCCCCCUCCAAGAAAGCCCAGCCUAAGAGAAGAGGACGGUCCCCAAAGGCGACUAGACGGGCUAGACCACCACCCAAUACACUCGAGCCUGCUGCCCUACCAAAGAAAAUCCAAGCCAAGCCAAAAGGCGCACGCAAGACUCUAACCAAGACCGAGAAAUCAGCGACCAAGAGGAGUGGUCGACCUUCCAAUACGACCGGCUUGACCAAGCGUCCAUCGGGGAUAUCUAAGCCCACAACCAGAUCCAAAAACAGCCAGGCCAAGUUGAAGGAGGGUCCCCUACUACCCUUGUUAAUGGAAGACAAGCAGCCCCCGGGCAAGACGGCAGACCGAAAAACUGCGCGGGCAACAGACAAGCCCGGGGAUGUCGUCCAGACAAAGAACACACCACCCGAGAAGGAGAACAGGCUGUCCCUGAAGCCGACAGUGGGAGCAGCCCCAUCCCAGAAGCGAAAAAGAGGCCAACACAAGAACUGUGAUGCACAAGAGCCUUUGGAUGGCAUUGUGGUUCAGCUCAAUGAUUCAGUUGAGGCCCUAGGCAGGGACCAGACCACGCCCCUGGUUGGGACUCGACGAAGCGAGCGUAUAAAGGACCGGGAGAAGAAGAAACAAAGGAUAGGCUAA
This is a messenger RNA of Clonostachys rhizophaga, 1098 nucleotides long. Lineage: Eukaryota; Fungi; Ascomycota; Sordariomycetes; Hypocreales; Bionectriaceae. The record is from the annotation of a GenBank genome assembly.